Cynara cardunculus var. scolymus (artichoke) is the source of this 594-nucleotide messenger RNA. RefSeq lists its product as uncharacterized. Lineage: Eukaryota; Viridiplantae; Streptophyta; Magnoliopsida; Asterales; Asteraceae. The record is from RefSeq and is a predicted model, not a curated record. Gene Ontology annotation, biological process: translation. The coding region runs from base 28 to 348 and encodes 106 amino acids. Gene Ontology annotation, cellular component: ribosome. The transcript has 2 exons. Gene Ontology annotation, molecular function: structural constituent of ribosome.
AAAUUCCCCAAAACCCAAACCCUAGCGAUGAACUCCAUAACCAGAAGCUUCUCGUCCAUCUUCGCACGACCAAACGUCGGAUUAAAUCAUCGGAGCUUUGAUUUACAGCAAUGGCGGGGCAUCCGGGUGAAGAUUCUGAACAACAAUUUGGAUCAAGGACUAACUUUUAUGCAGAGGAUAAUGCAAUCAAGUGGUAUCGAACGGAUGAUUAAGAACGAACAGUUAUAUCACAUCAAGAACUCAGAGAAACGAAUUUUGGCUCGAAAGAAUCUUCAGCGUAGGCUUAAAUCGCAGGACCUAGCUCGUAAGCUCAAGUCGAUUCUCGUUAGAAAAGUCAGGGGUUAUUGAACGUAUUUCUGGAUGUUAACAUACGGCUUAAUGCACAAGGGAGUUGUUAUGUUGCUUUCUGAACUUUCAUAACUCGAGUUAGUUAUUUUCCUUCAAUCGAAUAGUUUGUUUCGUUCGAGAAUUAAUGUAUUGCAAUUUCUGUGUUCGUCUUUUGUUGUGUUGCUGGAUUUUGAGAACAAAUGUAAGGGGAUCGGCAUCAUGUUAUGUGUUGUGUCUUUUUCAAUAAUACAGGUGUUUUUUUUACCC